CCUCUUUUUCUCUCUCUUCGUUUUUCUUUUUCUGUGCUUUGUUUUGUUUCCUCUCAAGAAGGCAACCUAACCUUGUUUUAGUUUAGGGGGAAGGGCGGGAUUGUUCCCUUUCUUGAAAAAAAAAAAAGAGAAAAGAAAAAAAAAGAGAAGAAAUUCUUUCGGGGGAUUCCGUCCGAUCUCAGCCAGGGGCCGGGAGGCCUCCAAUGAGCGUGGAGAGACAAUAAGCGCAGGGCGACAAAUGGGGGCCAGAAAGGUCGGCAAGUAUGAGGUCGGCCGGACCAUCGGGGAGGGCACCUUCGCCGAGGUUAAAUUCGCCAUCAGCACGGAGACCGGAGAGAGCGUAGCCAUGAAGGUCCUCGCCAAGAGCACCAUCCUCAAGCACAAGAUGGUCCAUCAGAUCAAGAGAGAAAUAUCUAUAAUGAAGAUUGUCAGGCACCCUAACAUAGUCAGGCUACAUGAGGUUUUGGUUAGUAGGACAAAGAUAUACAUCAUUCUUGAACUUAUCACAGGAGGAGAACUCUUUGAUAAAAUAGUAAGGCUUCAGACAGUCUUUCACUAAAAUAGGGGCUUUUUUGGUACUCCUAUAUUUUAGUAAAUAUAUAUGAUGCUGAAAUCCAUGACAUAGAUUAGGCCAGUUUCAGAGCCAGGUUAAAGGCCAAGGCCAAGCUUGGGCAAAAUAUGAAAAUGAAUGGAUUAUGGAUCAAUGAAAGCCUUAUGUAGGGUUGCAUAAUCUGUUUCUGAUAUCUUAUGGCCCUAAUUGUAAUUCAUCUUGCAAUUUUAUCUCUUUGCUUUGCUAAUUCAACUGUCCAAAUAUUGAGAGCUGCUUCACUAGAAAACAAAAAGGAUGGCAGACCAAUUGAGAGGGUGUUAUCUCAUGUAUAGAAGGUCAAGGAGUUCUUGGAGAAGUAGACUUUCAAUAUGUAUAUAUGUGUCUGUGUAUGUGUGUGUGUGUAUUCAGGGAUGUCGUGAAUGAUGAAGCAAUCUGAUUUGCGAUCAGAUCUGCACUUGUCUCUUCAUUUUUGAGAGCUGAUUUCAGAUCUACAGCAGAUAAGUGCUAAUAUCAGCUGUAUAUAGAUUAUCAUUGAUAUCAUGCCUUAUCCUAGCUCUUGUGACUUCACGAAUCCUUAUCUACCCAUUAUUCCUUGUAAGGAGCUAGUUUUUGCUGCGACUGCAAUCUUGUCUGGGAGCUUUUUCAUGAUCUAUAUUCACAAGAACUCAGUUGUUCUCCUCCUCUUUCUAGACCCUUGGAUGCAAAUUAGAGCAUGUCUCCUUGUUAAGGUUGUGUAGAUCUUUGUUGCACAUUUCCAUAAAUAGGAGUUGGGAAGAAAUAACUAAAUAUGAAGCAGACCCUAAUUUUUAGGUCUAGAAUUUGCAAAUGGGAUCCUGUAAGUUAUCAAGUUGCACGCAGAACCGUAAAAAUUUUUCAGAACCUUAUCAAAUUCUUUUUGGAAAUGCAUAACCAAAUUCAGUAACAUGUUGAUAAUAAGACUAUCUUCUGGUUUAUGUUUGAAAAACACCACAACUGCAGUAUUGCAAUAAAUGAUCAUAUUAGUCAUUCUUAUAACCCUUCCCUUUCUAUUGGGUGAGGCAGACCACAAACAAUCACCAAUAUAAGAUGUGAUGAUGUUUAUAGUUUUUUCCCCGUCCCUCUCUCCAAACUCAAAAUCCUAAAUUUGUCAUAAAAUGUGAAUAUAUGCAUUUAAUAUGCAUUUUUGUCACUCACCUAAUUACCAGUCAUGAUCUUCUAGCAUUUGCUUUUGUAUAUCCAUAAUAAGCACUCAUAGAAUCUUACUCUUUUCUUAAUUUUAACAUCACCUUAAAAUUUUUGACCUUCUUGAUAUGAAGAAACUGUUUUAAAAUUAAUGUCUUGAAUAUUUUUCUUUGUGCUGCUGCAAAUUCUUCUUUAGCUUUGUAUUAUGAAUCUUUAAUUAAAUUUGAUCCCGUGAUAACCUUUGCAAUUCUAUUUGUGCUCCUUUUCAUUGUAGAUUGGCAACACACUAACAGUUAAGUACAAUUACGAAUGCCUGUUUGCGUUAUGUGUCUUCAUGCACUAAAAUGUGUUUGUUUUUCAAAUUGUUCCAUUGUGUCAACAAUAUGUCUCAACAUAAAGUGCAUUCCUAUUGUCCUAAUUUUUUUCCCUAUGUGCAACCGUUUUCUUCUAUAGCUUCCUAAUAUGAACUGUUAUUUAAAUAUGCUUCUGUGGUAACCUUGGUCCUUUGCAACUGUAUUUGUCUGCCUAUUUGUAGACCAGUAGCAUAAAUUGAAUGAUUGUUUCCUUAAAGUAUCUUCAUGCACAAAAAUGUGUUUGUUCCUCGAAUUGGCCUUUCUUUAUUUAAUAUGUAUAAACAUAAUUUGCAUUCCUUUAUGCAUUUUAAUUCUUGACUACUAUGAUUGAACUCACAGAUGAAUGACAAAAACUCUUCCUUAUCAUUUCUUUGGUCAAUCAACUAGCUGAUAUUAAAUCUCAGCAUGUUUAUUUGUUUUCUUAUCUUCAU
This is a messenger RNA of Elaeis guineensis (African oil palm), 2495 nucleotides long. Lineage: Eukaryota; Viridiplantae; Streptophyta; Magnoliopsida; Arecales; Arecaceae. The record is from RefSeq and is a predicted model, not a curated record.